CAUCUUUCUUCGCAUGAUGAGAACUAAAAUCACUAUUAUAAUAUAAAAUAAAAAGUGAAUAUAAUCUAUCUUUUGCAAGACUAUUAUUAAUGAUAAAAUAAAAAAUUUAUAAAUAAUAAUUUUCAUUAUUUCCAUGGCACUAAUAAUUAUUUUUUUUACAUUAUUUUUUUAUACAAUUUUGAACUCAUUAUUAUAAAAUGAUACAAUGAUAAAAAUAAUUGCUUAAAAAAGAUAGUGAAAUAUGAUUAUUAACGUACACAGCAUAUACCUUUUUUUUAUCGCUAAAUUUAAAAUAUAUGUUGCAUUAUAUCAAAUUUCUAAACUUUUAUAUAAUUCCUAGUUUUUCGUUAUCACUCCAAAUAAACAUGCGCGAAAAAUUAUUCGUAAAAUUACAUUAAAACCAAUGAAAGCCCAUAUCUUAUUUAUCUUCAAUAUAUCCUCCAUACCAGCUUAUAUAUUAUAUUUAACGAUAGCUUUACUUAGUUUUAAAAGUUACGAAAAUCAUGAUAUUCUUAAUCCUCGUAUUAACUUUGCAGAAGAGGUUCAAUUCGUCGCAAACAGAUUUAUCAAAAAAGAUAGCAGCAAUAUCAUAAAUAACUAUGAUAGUUUCUCCGGCAUUAAUUUUGUACCAGUCAGAAACAAAGAAUCUAAAAAAGUGCAAGAGAAUGCUGAUGAAAUGGUAGAUAUAAAUCCAAAGUGCCAAGUUCUUACAAUUCCUAUGUGUAAAAAUUUAGGGUACAAUAUGACACUUUUUCCAAAUCCAUUUAAUCACGAGACUCAGAACGAAGCUGGAAUGGAGGUCCAUCAAUUUUGGCCUCUCGUUGAAAUUCAAUGUUCUAGGGAUCUUAAAUUUUUUUUAUGUAGCAUGUAUGCACCGAUAUGCAUGGAAGAUUAUCACAAACCUAUAUCCGUUUGUCGUUCCGUUUGCGAAAGAUCUAAAGCUGGUUGCAUUCCCUUGAUGAGAAAGUAUGGUUUCGAAUGGCCCGAAAGAAUGAACUGCGAAAAACUUCCCAAUUUUAAUACAGGGGAAGAGUUCUGUUUAGAUUUGAAUAGAUUGGAUCAAGAGGAUGUGCAAAGUCCUAUUACUGGUCACUCUUAUGGAGAAGAUAUUACUUUGUCCGAUCAUACAUCAUCUUUUAAGGAUAAAACUACUCUGAAUAAAAAGGUAUUCGAGCCUAACUUGGAGAUAAAUUUGGAUGACUAUUAUGGUAAUGUUGAUCGAAAUAAAUUAUUAAACUUUGAUUAUAAACACCAAAAGUCUAAUUUUUUGGAUAAUAUUGAUAACGAAGAUUGCCAUAAUUGUAGAUGCCCGCACCCAUUAAUUUCACUAAAUAGCGAUUCAGAUGUCUCAAAUUUAAUCAACGUAAAUUACAACGCCACAUAUAUAAUUCAUGAUGGUGAAAUAGGUGGUGUCAAUAGAUGUUACCAUAGUUGUAAAGGAAGUAUAUAUUUUAAUGAUCAAGAGAGAACCACUGCUUACUUUUGGAUAGGAAUAUGGAGUUUUGUUUGCUUCACAGCUUGCACUUUUACCCUUUUGACAUUUUUCUUGGAUAAAUCACGAUUCGUUUAUCCACAGAGGCCAAUAAUUUACAUUUCAUUAUGUUAUUUGUUCAUUUCAUUUGGAUACCUGUUGAGAUUCAUAUGCGGCGAAAAUAAUGUAGCCUGUUUUCAAAAUAUAUUAAGAUCUCCAUCUUCACCCAUAGUGCAAUUAUCUACAAUUAAUGGAUUCGAUUCUCAUUCUAAGCAUUCAAUCAAAAAUCUAUUAAAUUCUAAUGACCAUAAUUAUAUAAUAUGUUACAUCGAAUUUUUUCUUAUAUACUAUUUUAGUAUGGCCAAUUACAUUUGGUGGAUAAUCUUAGCGUUAACCUGGCUACUAUCAGCUCGUUUUGAGUGGGGGGAUAAGGCAUUAUCGAAUAUAUCCUUUUAUUUCCAAUGCAUAGCAUGGAUACUCCCUGCUUUUCAAAUUUUCGUUUCGUUUCUGACCAAAUCAAUUGACGGUGACCCCUUAUACGGUAUAUGUUUUAUAGGCCACACAAAUUCAAACAACUUAAAAUUAUUUAUCAUUUAUCCGUUAGCCUUUUAUUUGGUUAUCGGAAGCCUAUUUAUCGCAAUUGGCUUUAGCUCCAUGCUAAAAAUUAAAUACAGUUAUUCGGAAUGGAAAGAAACAAAUAAAUUUAAUAUAUUAAUAUGGAGAAUCGGCAUAUAUUCUAUAAGUUAUAUAAUCCCCACCAUAACAGUUCUUAUCUGUUACAUAUAUGAAAAUAUGAAUAAAGAAGCUUGGGAUAGAUCUCAUACAUCCUGCCCAACCGGGUGUAGAGGUAUCGAAAUUCCAUCAAAAUUAUUGCCUAAUAUAAAUCUAACAUAUAAAAUGAACCUUUUAUAUGAAUCUCAUUCAAAAUUUAGUCAAAAUAAAACGGUUAAUUUACACAAAAUCAAUAUCGAUAAGCUUUAUCCACUAUUUUGGGUAUUUUCUGUAAAAUACUUUAUGUCGUUAGCAGUAGGAACCUUUACUGCGGGAAUAUGGAUAUUUUCAAGAAAGACUCUUGCAACUUGGAAUCAAUUUUUCAGCAGUAUAAAAUUUUCAAUGAAUGGUUUGCAUAAAUUACCAAAGAUAUCAGACACCAUGACGGAUGUAAAGCCUAUUAAAAAUCUUAUAAAUUGUGGUCAACAUAAUCUCUCUCUUUCUAUGCAAGCAGACGAUACUUUUUAUUUAAACAACUCAAAUGGAAAUUCUGGUAAUUGUAAUCUCCCCUUACUAAUUUCCAAAUCUUCCAGCGAAAAUGUUCACUCGCCAAUUCACUCCAAUAUUACGAAUAAAGUACUUAAAACAAAAUAUGAGCAACUACCUUAUGCCGCUACAAAUAUCAAAGGCACUUAUUUAUUCCGUACGUCUAAACUCGAUUUUUCUUCCUCUCCUAGCGAAUCAUUACAAACCAAGUCUACAACUUUAAAUAUAACAUUGGAUAGUAGUCGCCUAAAUACCUGUUCAAUUAAAUCUCCGUCAAAUCACAUUCCUCACAUUAUAUAAUGUUUUAUUUCAUUUCUCCGUCAAGAUGAUUUAUUAAUUCGUUUUAUUGCGGUAUCAGGGCAAUAUUUUAAUUUUACCAAUAUAAUAUAUUUUAAUUUUUUGCAAUGUUAGUUUAAUAAAUAUGAAUUUAAUUCUUUUUUAAAGAUUAUUUUAAUAUAUAUAUAUGAGCUUUAUAUAAUACACAGUAAUAAAAUUAGAAUGCAAUGAUAACAGGUCAGUACCCGUAAAUCAGCUUUGGGGAAGAACAAUAAUUAAUUCUUUUUUCUUCGUAAAAAUCUUGGAAUGUUCUUUUUAAUAUUUAAAAUUUUAUAAAUUUAUUGAAACUAAUGCCUAAAUUAUAAUUGUCAAUUUCUAUUAUGUAGU
Messenger RNA from Gordionus sp. m RMFG-2023, 3391 nucleotides. Its product is annotated as frizzled-5-like. Gene Ontology annotation, molecular function: Wnt-protein binding; Wnt receptor activity. Gene Ontology annotation, biological process: non-canonical Wnt signaling pathway; canonical Wnt signaling pathway. Lineage: Eukaryota; Metazoa; Nematomorpha; Gordioida; Chordodea; Parachordodidae. Gene Ontology annotation, cellular component: plasma membrane. The record is from RefSeq and is a predicted model, not a curated record. The transcript has a single exon. The coding region runs from base 404 to 3028 and encodes 874 amino acids.